Messenger RNA from Lolium rigidum, 515 nucleotides. Its product is annotated as histone H4. The transcript has a single exon. Gene Ontology annotation, cellular component: nucleosome. Gene Ontology annotation, molecular function: DNA binding; protein heterodimerization activity; structural constituent of chromatin. Gene Ontology annotation, biological process: nucleosome assembly. The record is from RefSeq and is a predicted model, not a curated record. Lineage: Eukaryota; Viridiplantae; Streptophyta; Magnoliopsida; Poales; Poaceae. The coding region runs from base 10 to 321 and encodes 103 amino acids.
UCAGCAUCAAUGUCGGGCCGUGGCAAGGGAGGCAAGGGUCUCGGCAAAGGCGGCGCCAAGCGCCACAGGAAGGUCCUCCGCGACAACAUCCAGGGCAUCACCAAGCCUGCGAUCCGGCGUCUGGCCAGGAGGGGCGGCGUCAAGCGCAUCUCCGGCCUCAUCUACGAGGAGACCCGCGGCGUGCUCAAGAUCUUCCUCGAGAACGUCAUCCGCGACGCCGUCACCUACACCGAACACGCCCGCCGCAAGACCGUCACCGCCAUGGACGUCGUCUACGCGCUCAAGCGCCAGGGACGCACCCUCUACGGCUUCGGCGGUUAGGCGUCCUCGCGGGAUCCGUCGCUCGCGGGAUCUGAUUAGAAGCUAGCCUCUGUUUAGGGUUCAUCCUCUGUUCUCUGUUGUGGAGUAGGUGUAGUAUCUCGCUGUUGUGCUCUUGUCUUGUGUGGUGUUUGGUUGCGUGCCUGUAGUCUGUAAUGGAAGUUGUUGCAUAUGAAUGAACCAACGGAUUUGGUGUC